AUGGAUAAUUAUUUUUCUUUAGUUUUUAAUAAUAGUGUUUUAAAAAAGUUAAUAUUUAAUCAUGUUAGAUUGAUAUCAGCUAGAAAUGGAAGAAAAGUUUAUCGUUGGAAUGAAGUUAUAGCUUCACCAAGAGUAAUGGCCAUUCAUAACUAUUUCGAUCAUUUAAAGAAAUACCUAGAAGAUAAUAAGAGUAAAAGUAGAUUAGAAGAGAUAGAAGCUAUCUCUGUUUUGGAGAAUGCAAUCAAAAUAGGUAGUUUAGAGAUGCUUCAAUAUAUUUUAGAUUACAUUCAUAAUGAUAAGAAAACCAAUUGA
Molecule: messenger RNA, 312 nt
Organism: Heterostelium album PN500
Lineage: Eukaryota; Evosea; Eumycetozoa; Acytosteliales; Acytosteliaceae
Exons: 2
Coding region: 1-312 (103 amino acids)
Source: RefSeq, a predicted model, not a curated record